This is a messenger RNA of Corylus avellana, 1012 nucleotides long. The record is from RefSeq and is a predicted model, not a curated record. Lineage: Eukaryota; Viridiplantae; Streptophyta; Magnoliopsida; Fagales; Betulaceae.
AUGGCCAAACAGGCAAUGUCCUCCCUCUCAAUUCUACUUGUAUUUCUCUUCCAUUGCAUCACAACUUCAGCCCAGCCGGCUGCAGCUCCAACCAAGCCCGCCGACACCCCAGCUCCGCCAGCCAAUCCCCCGGCUCAGCCCGCCAGUCCCCCUGCUCAGCCUGCCCUUCCCCCAGUCCAGCCGGCCGCCAAAGCCCCAGCCCCAGCCCAGCCUGCCCUGGUCCCGGUGCAGACCGGUGCCACUGACGUCACCAAAAUCCUUGGAAAGGCCCAUGGGUAUUCUGUCUUUGUCCGCCUCUUAAAGAGCACAGGUGUGGCUAAGCAACUCUAUGGGCAGCUCAACAAUUCAAACAAUGGGUUUACCAUCUUUGCCCCUACAGAUUCUGCAUUUUCGAAUCUUAAAGCGGGCACUAUAAACUCCCUAUCUGACCUACAAAAGACCCAACUACUUCAAUUUCAUAUCUUGAACACCGUUGUUACUCUCUCAAACUUCCAAACCUUGAGCAAUCCGGUGCCGACGGAAGCGGGAGAUGCUGGUGCAUUUCCGAUGAACAUUACCACUGCUGGAAACCAAGUGAACAUCUCGACUGGCCUUGUGAACGCCACAUUGGGCAACACAGUGUAUUCGGAUGACCAGCUUGUCAUUUAUCAGGUGACCAAAGUGCUUCUCCCGUUGGACAUUUUCAAUCCUAAGCCUAAAAAAGUAACAGCAGCGCUAGCCCCCGUAGUCGCACCAACGUCGUCGAAGCCUAAGCCAACAAAGGAGGAUGCUCCGGUGACUCCGUCUGCGGCUGCCAAAGUGGAUGCGGCUGCUGCAGUAAGUCUUAGUAGGCAUGGAAUGUUAGAGUCCAUUGGAGUUGCCGUGGUUGCAUUCUUUGUGAUCAAACGAGCUUGAUGGUUUGUACGUAACAUGCACCAUUAUUAGUUUAUUUGCUCUCGAGGUAUCCCAUUGUCUAAGAGCUGCAAGAUUUUUUGAGUUGGGUUCAACGGUCGUGAUCAGCACCAAGGGCUUU